Molecule: messenger RNA, 1622 nt
Organism: Hibiscus syriacus
Lineage: Eukaryota; Viridiplantae; Streptophyta; Magnoliopsida; Malvales; Malvaceae
Exons: 6
Coding region: 78-1583 (501 amino acids)
Source: RefSeq, a predicted model, not a curated record
CCUGUCAGUGUUCUAAUCUCUGCUGGAAACCCUACUGUUGGAGAAAGGAAGAAGAUUGAAGAGUCUUGUUAGAUCCAAUGGAGUAUGAGAGAAUAGACACAGCUCAGAGUGGUAUUUCACCAAGGAAAUUAAGAAUGAAGCUGAUGGGACCUCAUCAUCACAGAAAAAAAGAUGGAUCAAACAACGAUUCUUCAAGGACUUCACCUUCUAGAGUUGAUGAUGGUGAGUUUGUCAACAGUCUGUUAGGCUCUAAAACUGGGGAUUUUGAUGAGGAAGUUCCCAGUUUAGAUGUUGCACCUAUGUUGGAUUCCAGCUUAAAUGAUCAAAUUUGUAGCCAAAAUAUCGAGACAGGUCAUGCUAAAUUGCAGCAAUUUUCGAAGACUGAUAACGGGAACUCGAGUGCAAUUCAUCCGAUGAGGUCUUUGGAAGACGAAAAUCUUGAUUAUGAUAGCAAUGCUAGUUCAUCAAGCUUUGAGUUUCAUAAAGGGGAGAGAGUAGUACACAAUUCCAUGAGGUCGUACUCCAGACCUAUGGCAUCGAAGUGGAAUGAUGCAGAGAAAUGGAUCAUGAACAGGCAAAACGUGCAAGCCUCCUAUGCUAAGAAGAAUGCAUUUCAUAACCAAGCUAAUCGGUUUCCCAUGUCUAAUACAGCAAGGGUUGCUCCCGACUCUGCAAAUUAUGAUCUGAGGUCGACUGUUAAUCGUACAGCUGACGCUAAGCGGUUCGAUUUCUAUCAGUCUUCUGUGCAGGUGCCGUUCGAGAAGUUCUCUUUUAAUCCCUCUGCACCUCAUCCUAGUAAGGAUUUAAUCGAAGUGGGUCAAAUGGAUUUAUCUUGUACAAAAGGUUCUGAAGAAGAUACAACAGUUGUUCCUGCAAUACAAUCGGUUUGUAUGAGAGAUAUGGGAACAGAAAUGACCCCUGUUACUAGUCAAGAGCCUUCUCGGACUGCUACACCUGAAGGGGCAACAACCCCGCUCCGGAGUCCAACAUCUUCAAUCCCAUCUACUCCUCGUGGAGGAGCACCAACAUCAAUGCCAUUGGAUGAUGAGUCACAGCAUCCUCCUGAUAACGGCAAAAAGGAAUUGUCGGAGCAAGAAAUGAAGCUCAAGACAAGACGAGAGAUUGUAGCCCUCGGCGUGCAGCUUGGCAAGAUGAAUAUCACUGCUUGGGCUAACAAAGACGACAAGGAGAACAAUACUACUUCAGUUGAUGCCACUCAUAUGAAGGAGCUUGGGCAGAUGGAAUAUGAACAACGAGCAGCUGCAUGGGAGGAAGCUGAAAAGUCUAAACAUACUGCAAGAUAUAAGCGUGAAGAGAUCGAAAUUCAAGCGUGGGAGAGUCAGCGGAGAGCAAAACUAGAAGCAGAGAUGCGGAGAAUCGAGUCAAAAGCAGAGCAAAUGAGAGCGCAAGCUGAAGCAAAGAUGGUAAAGAAGAUUGCUAUGGCUAAGCAAAGAUCGGAAGAAAAACGAGCAGCGGCUGAAGCUAGAAGAAACCGAGACGCGGAAAGGACUUCUGCACAAGUGGAAUACAUUCGCCGAACCGGAAGAAUGCCAUCAUCCCAUUACAUGUGCUGCGGAUGGUAAACAAUGAGUUAUAAACAAUGACUAAACACCAACUUCUAU